AUGCCCGAUCAGAUUCACGGAUUUUAUUAUAUGCGAGAUCGUCGAAGCUCUUUCCUAAGCGAUCUCCUUAAGAGAGUUCACGAGGAAAGACCCAUCGAGACAUUGUUGGCAAUUAAAAGGCAAACGGAUAACGAUUGCAUCUUAAAUGAUUUCAAUCCAUGCGAAAUCCCCACUGUACUCCUCGACGCCUCGACCCAGAUGAACUUCAUAGAGCUCUACAACAGCGAGGCACUUGCUCUGCUUUGUAUGUCCGAUGUCGCAGACUCCUGGCUGCUAUCAACACUGGCCAAGAAUUUGAAUGGAAUGCGAGAGUCUCGUAUUGCAGUCUUAUUACACAGCUUGGAUGUAAGGAAUCUAGAGAAGAUACUUCGCUUGAUUGGCAAGCAAGCAGAUAGUAAUGUCUUCGUCAAUCUAAUCGUACUGCACUCAACUUUAUCUGAAAAGAAUGUUACGUCGACUGUUUAUCGCAUGCAGCCAUUUCCGUAUCCCAGCUUUGUCAGGAUUACAAAGUUAAGCGAUGAACAUAUAUUUCCCACGGUCUGGACCGAUUUCCAUAGGAAAUCGGCUAUUAUAUCACCCGACCUGUUUCCACCGCGCAGUCUCUUGUCUAGAGACCGGCGCACUGGAGAGUUGAAAUUGUUUGGUUCCACGGAUGUGAUGCUGAAAGAGUUUGCCCAUAAGUACAACAUAAAUUUACUGUUAGCUCGGCCUUUGAAACAAUUGGCUGAAAUUGAAAAACUCGAAACCUAUACAAUGUUACAUGAUAAAGUCGAUAUGCCCAGACGACCCACUAUAUUAACUUUAGAAGAAAUAGCCGAUUAUGAAUUGUCUCCUGAUUCGCGAUUUACAGAAUUCUUUCUUUUAGUUCCCUGUAGCCAGGAGAUAAGCAUAGGUGAUGUAUACUCGGGGCUAAGAACCUAUUCCAUAAUUCUUUUAAGCACAUAUUUUAUGUUCACAAUAGUUGAAACAUUUGUCGUAUUAGCUACAAAUUGGAUUUACGAACGCAGAGCCAAUGCUCCAGAAUGGAACUUCGUCUUUAACCUGCGGGCAUUUGCUGGAGUCUUGGGUCUUCCAAUGUACCUGAGGAAAUAUCGAACGGGCGUUUCGCUGCAGCAACUGGUCAUGUUUCUGUGCAUCUUUAGCUUGGUUUUCAACUGCUUUUUCAAUUCCAACUUCAGCACGCUGCUGAUAAAGCAUCCACACAACACACAAAUCCAGAACUUUGAGCAACUGCGAGACAGCGGCUUGGAUGUAAUUUUAGAAAUGACCUUUAAGCCUCUAUUCGAAAAGUCUGCUGAGAAUGUGGGACUCUAUAAAAUAGUGCCCAAUGCCAAGUUCGUGACAAUGAAGAGAUAUUACGAUCUAUUGCUGACUUUCAACUCCAGCUAUGCACUGCAAACGUACAACUAUAUAUGGGAGUUCUUGGACAGCUAUCAAAAGGCUCAUAGCCGUAAAGUACUUUGUAGCGCCAAUGCCAUGAAUCUGACUGGCAGUCUAUUAUUUGGCUACAAGUUAAAGAAAAACUUUGUGUUUCGCGAGGCGAUUCGCGAUUUUUUAUCUAGAGCAUUCAGCUACGGGCUGGACCAGCACUGGGACGUUAAGGCUGGCCGCAAAAUGAUAGAGAUGCUGGUGCCCGUUUUGGAUCAAAGGCUGCCAGCAAGCGAUCCGGAACCCUCAGCUCUAAGCUUUGAGGACUUGGAAUGGUUAUGGAAAUUGCUGGGGGUGUGCUACGGCCUGGCGAGCUUGGUACUCAUUGGAGAGGUCUGUGUGGCAAGAUGGCAGGCAAAAAAAGCUAGAAAGGUGUAUGUUAUGGAGGUUUAA
Molecule: messenger RNA, 1821 nt
Organism: Drosophila mojavensis
Lineage: Eukaryota; Metazoa; Arthropoda; Insecta; Diptera; Drosophilidae
Exons: 1
Coding region: 1-1821 (606 amino acids)
Source: RefSeq, a predicted model, not a curated record